UUUAUGAACUUGCGGCAACGUGAGUGUCUUAAUUACAACAGCACUUACUGAGAAUCAAUAUUUCCUUGUCUGGGAAGCAAUGAAGACAGAUAAACUAAGCUUGGAUGCUUGAAAGAAUAGUCUUGCAAUUCUUUCUUUUAAUAGAUAUGGCGUGAUAAAUCAAGCACGUAUUUUGCAUUCCUUCUUUUAAUCACUGUGAUCAAAACUGUUUAGCAACUUGAAGAUUAAAUGGAGGAAAUGCAAUUGCUGAUUGAUGUUACAGAGGAACUUCAGAAUAAGGCGGAUGCUUCGAUGCAGAAUAUCCUAUGGAACAAAAGAUCAAUCUACAAGGUACCUGCAUCUGUCACAGCCCUGAACAGAGCAGCCUACAGGCCCCAAACAGUGUCCAUUGGGCCUUACCAUUCCUACGACGAUCAGCUAAAGCCAAUGGAGGAGCACAAACACCGAGCUCUUUAUUAUUUUCUAAAGAGAUCAGGAAAAUCUCUAGAGCUAUUUCUCCUAUCUUUAAAUGAAGUGGUGCAGGAUUUAAAGGAUUCGUACGAUCAGCUUGAUAAAUCAUGGAAUGAUGAUACGGGCAAAUUUCUGCAACUGAUGGUUCUUGAUGGCUGUUUCAUGCUGGAAAUUAUGCGCCUUGCUAUUCAACCAUCGAAUGACUAUGCUGCUGAUGAUCCAGUUUUUAGCAUUCAUGGGAGGGUCUAUGUGGCGCCAUUUAUCAGGCGUGAUAUGUUGAUUGUUGAAAAUCAGUUACCAAUGCUUGUUCUAUACAAGCUGGUUGCUACUGAAAGCGAUGGGGAAAAGAAUGAAGAGUUCGUCAACAAGCUCCUACUCACCUUUUGUCACCCCAACGCGAGUGUCUCAAAGUGGGGUAAAUGCUUGCAUGUAUUGGAUUUAUACAGGAAGAGCUUACUUCGGGAAGACGCCAACAGGAAAAGGCGUCACCGCAGAGUAUGGGGUGGACUGCAUAAAGAUGUCGAUGAUAUUGUCCGAUCUGCAACAAAGAUCAAUGAAACUGGAAUCCAGUUCAAGAAAAGUAAAACUAGAAGCCUGAAAGAAAUUUCCUUCCACCAUGGGGUCCUUGAGCUCCCUGUCAUCGUGGUGGAUGAUGUAACUGAGACGCUAUUUUUGAAUUUGAUGGCCUUUGAGCGCUUCCAUGUCGGUGCAGGAAACGAGGUCACAUCUUAUGUCUUCUUCAUGGACAACAUCAUCGACAAUGAGAGGGAUGUUGCUCUCCUGCACUCAAGAGGGAUCAUCCAGAACGCUAUUGGAAGUGACAAAGCUGUUGCUAAACUGUUCAACUCUCUUUCCAAGGACAUUGCAUUGGACCCGGACAGCAGCCUAGAAUUGGUGAACAGGCAGGUCAAUGCCUACUGCAAGGAGCCUUGGAAUGCCUGGCGCGCCAAUCUUAUCCAAACGUAUUUCAGAAAUCCAUGGGCCAUUCUAUCUCUUGUUGCUGCACUCAUCCUUUUUGCGCUCACAAUUGCGCAGACGGUAUAUAGUCUAAUAGAAUUUUAUGAAGAAGGAUCUCCAUCACCCACUCCUAUGGUUUCGUCACCACCCCCUAUUCCUCCUCCCACUUUUCCUCGUACGCUCUACCUAAAUUUGCAUGGCCGUUGAUUGCCAUUGUGUUCAAUCGGUUUCCCAGUUUCUAGCACUUUGGGUUCAACCUACUCUCCUGUUGCUGCUGGUAUCCGGGAAACGUACUCCGUCCACUGGGUUUUGGCAGCGUGCUUUUGUCAUCUUUAUAUAAUCUGACAUUUUGUUGUAAUUUCAUGCCAAGCUCCGAGGAACCUUUUAUUGGGGCUAUAAUUGAGCCACUGCUUAGUUUCACUAAUAAAACAGUGCUUGUCGUUUUUGCAAGAGGAUUGACCUCGUGUCAGCUAUAUAUAAUGUGCACUGUGAUGUGCUAGAAUCUGAUGAUUCUCUGCUAUUGUUCUAAGAGAUGCAUUCCUGUUUCCCACUCAAGAAAGGCUUUUGCUGCUCUACCGGUGAUUUCCAUUUUGGAUAUUCGUAUAUUUUCCAAGAAUGGAAUUUGGACUCAAAAUCUCACCCUUCUCAAUUGGAGUAAUUACAGUUGUUGGAAAAAUGAAAUAUUCAGUGUCCUAUUCCUUUUGAGUUUUCAACAACAAUUGUUCUAACUGCUAAUCACAGUGCUAUCCGUACAAAUGUUAGCUUUUAUAUAUCUAUGCAAUAAGAGUUGCCUCAUUUGCACCAGACGACUAGCUUCUUAAUUUUCAACCUAGAAGAUUUAGCCUAGCAGUGGCAGGGGGCAUUAGCCACUACUUUUCCUCUCGGUUACUCUAUGAAUCAUAGAAAGUUCAAAAUUCUUUUGAAAAGGCUAGCCUGUGUGUAAAGUGAUAACCGGAGAAUCCUCCUAUACUUCUUGAGCUUUUAUUUCCUUCUGUUACCAAAUGAUAGAGUGGUGCUUGGUACUACUAGUGAUUUAUAAGAAUUUAUGUUCCCUUCGAAUUCCUUACAUGUGCACAAGCUUCUCUACAUUUUUCAUGGAUUAUGCACAGCUGCUUGAACUGACUAGUGACUAUCAAAUAUAUAUUGCG
Messenger RNA from Populus trichocarpa (black cottonwood), 2555 nucleotides. RefSeq names its product UPF0481 protein At3g47200. The transcript has 2 exons. NCBI's taxonomy places the organism in Eukaryota, Viridiplantae, Streptophyta, Magnoliopsida, Malpighiales, Salicaceae. The coding region runs from base 229 to 1614 and encodes 461 amino acids. The record is from RefSeq and is a predicted model, not a curated record.